Molecule: messenger RNA, 633 nt
Organism: Cuscuta epithymum
Lineage: Eukaryota; Viridiplantae; Streptophyta; Magnoliopsida; Solanales; Convolvulaceae
Source: the annotation of a GenBank genome assembly
AGUGGCUUUUUUGUUUUACUUUUUCUAUUUUUUUCUUUUUCAGCCACUUUCUUCUUUUCUUCUUUCCCCUGUUCCUUUCUCGUCCGAAGCUUCCAUCUUCCAACCGGCCACUAAUUCCUCCUUCUCUCAUCUCCUUUAUUUUCUUUAUUUCUUCUUCCGUUCACCUGCUUCGAGUAAACUUCUAACCCCCUCAUUCUUUCUUCUUCAAUUCCACCCAUCCGCUCACCACAAAUUUACCCACUUCUUGUUUAGUCUUCCAAGAAAUUUGAAAUUGGGGCUUUUGAUGCCAAACACGGUUAAUUGCAGGGGCUUGAAUGUCUACAGACGAAGCCCAAGCCGGGAUCGGAAGGGAGGCGACGAAUCGUAGCGGCUUGGACUCCGCUUAAACGUCGCCGGCAAAGAGGAAGCUGGGCGCUCGAACCAUUUCCAGCGUGGGGUAAGCUCAGAUCCAAAAACCCAUACCCAAACAAAGAAGAAAGAAAGAUGAAAAAAGAAUUGAGGUGAUUAUAAUAUUAGCGGGAUUCGAUCCCUGGACUUCAAAUAUAGCCUGCAGCACUCCAUCCAUCUCGGCUAAUUGUCUCUUUGAAAAUAUCCGUCCUUUUUUCUUACUUAGCCUAUAUGUUUUCAUACUCC